AGCUUAAUCAAUUCUUCAACGGAAUAUUAGAAUCAAAUCGUGGCGUUUUCAACGGCCACAUUCUCCACCACGCAACAACGAAGAAGACGAGGCCAACACCACCACGAUCACCAUUCACCACGAACAUGGCCGAAACUUCCUCAGACCACACUCCUCAUAUACCCAUCGAAAUCAUCACUGACGACGAAAUGGCUCUCAUUGAAGCUGCUUUCGCUUUCGCUUCCGCUUCCGCUCGUUCUGCUUUUCGUUCAUCAACACCGCCACCACCACCACCACCCCUUUCUCCUCCUUCUUCUUCUUCCCCUCUCUUUCGCUCCAAUGCACUCUCCAUCAAAUCCAUCACAGUUCUAUCCAAGCGAAGCUUCUCACACGCCACUGGCAGUGGAACGAGUACCCACCACCCUGACAUUGAGGAUUCUUCGCCCAAAUUGAAAACCCUUCUUCCUGAUUCCUUUCUCCACCGUUUCAGGAAGAAUCGUGGCUUGUCUGUCACUGAUAUCACAUCUACGGAAUGGUGUUCAAAGCAAAUGGAAUUUGCUCUCACUCUUGGAGGGAGGAAGACCAAUCAAGUUAUGAGAGCUGGCAUUGCCCGGCAUGCGAAACUUGAAGAAGAGGUUAUAAAACGGGUGGAAGUAAAUAUCAAAUCAAAAGAAGAUCAGUGGGCCCUGAAGUUUCUUAAUUUUAUUAAUGGUGUGAAUCAACUAUUCUUUGAAGGAUUAACUCGUGAACUACCAAUAAUGGGCUUUGCAGAAGAUACAUGGAUAGUAGGAGUGAUUGAUGAGAUUCGGAUGCCAUCAACAGAAAAUGAUCAUAAUCCGAUACUAAUUGACACAAAGACACGUGCUCGUGAUACUCUACCUUCUGAACCACAGCGAAGAAAUGGAAGGCUUCAAUUAAUGUGUUACAAGUAUUUGUGGGACAGUUUAGUCGCUGAUGAUUUCCCUUCUGAAAAGUUUUUUACUAAAUUUGGCUUAUACCCUGAACAAACUCUGUGUGAAGAUCUGAAAGUGAAAAGUUCUGACCCCAAAUAUUCUGCAUUGACCCUUGAUGAUGUGGUGAGAUAUUACAAAAAUACAUGUAGCAUGCUGCUCCCUGCUCACGAUCAGCUUUUAUUGAGAUAUGAAUAUCAGAAGGAUCAUUCGCUGAUCGGUGAAGAUAAAUUUGCAUAUGAUUCCGAGUGGCUAAAAAGUCAAAUGCAUCGUUGUAUUGAGGUUUGGCUUGGAAAGCGAGAAACCACUUAUGUUCCUGAGGAGGAGAACUGGAAAUGUAGAUUCUGUCAAUUUGCCACUGUGUGUGAUGCAUCGACUGAUAGUAAAGGAACUAUGGCAAAUACAAGCAAUGAUUCAAAUGCCAAACAAGGCUAGUUAUCUCAAUGCUGGCUCUCUAUUGCUAUCGUUAGCUGCCUCAAUAACGGUGGAAAAUGAGAAUGCCUGGUCCAUUUACUAUGCAUUGUUUUAUUCGUUAAUCAAAAUGCAUUGUAGUUGUAGUUGUUGUUGUUGCAGCUGCAUGUCAAUUAUCUUCGAAACUAUUUAUAUUCCAUUCUCAUCUUGUAUAAAUAUAAUUGUUAUUGGAACUUUGUACAUAUUUUUUUCAUACAUUUAAAGGCUGGUUACCAAUGAAGUCAUCAUGAAUGCA
Molecule: messenger RNA, 1635 nt
Organism: Lotus japonicus
Lineage: Eukaryota; Viridiplantae; Streptophyta; Magnoliopsida; Fabales; Fabaceae
Product: exonuclease V, chloroplastic-like
Exons: 7
Coding region: 126-1364 (412 amino acids)
Biological process (GO): interstrand cross-link repair
Cellular component (GO): nucleus
Molecular function (GO): single-stranded DNA 5'-3' DNA exonuclease activity
Source: RefSeq, a predicted model, not a curated record